AUGUAUUGUCUACCACCAAUGUCAAACUUUAAUAAAUAUGGAGCUUCAAGAAAUUGAUCUAAAGAGACAUUAAAGUGGAUAUACUGUUAUAACAAGUGGGAUAUAUUAAUACAAGAUUAGAAAUCACCAUUUACUAAACACAUCAUGACUGGUCGCUUCACUCGUCAACCAGCAAGUGUGCUGGAAAUAAGAGGAAUUUCCAGAGGAAGUAUAUUGGAUCACCCUCGAGUAGAACCCGUUGAUGAACCAGUGAUGGGUCAUCCUGCCUCACAUGGACUUUAUUAUCUUAACCCAUCAAGUUCAAACAUAAUCAUGGAUUCUGAUGACGAUGAUUCCACCAUAACAGGCGGCUCGGACCGUGGUCACCCCUCUUCACCCCACAGCCCACACAGUGAAGCUACAAUCACAGCUUCAGACUCUACAAACUACUGGUCAGCCGACAACAGUUUCUCAACCGGAAAUACAACUGAGAGAAGUUCUGUCUACUCAUGGGGGGACGAUGAGUUUGAUUUGCAAGCGAGUCGGUUAGUGCGUCAGAUGUUUCAUGCGAUUGAACAGAUGCUUUUCGAAGGUGUAUUGUCAGGCAGUACAUCACUACAACAGGAAUGUAGAGAAUGGAUGUCUGCCUUUCCACAUCUAAGGAUACUUGGGAAACAAAUUGUUACACCUCAAGAUGAUGCGUUCCAAAUUAUACCAACCGACCAAAAUUCAAACUGUGACAAUUUGACCACUGGUUAUGGUUUAGAUUCGAACACAAAUGAAGAUUCAGAAAUACUUCAAGUGAAAGGCAUAGCAGCCAUCUCCCAACCCAUACCAUCCUAUUUAUUGGAGAAAGAUCCAUCUCACAAUGAAGUUGCACACAACAGUUUAUCGCAUCUUGUAGAAGAGGUUUAUGAACAAGAUGGGAAAGUAGAGGAAUACCUUGCUUAUGAUAUAAAAGAAAUGGACGAGGAAGAACACGCCAAGCGUUACCACGUGCCACACCGCAGGCGUCUCGGUUUCCCCCCAAUUACCCCUAAUGCUUGCGUACGAGACGCCGUGCUGCAUCAUAUAUUUGACCUCCUAUGGUCCAGGGUGGUCCCUUGUCUGGCUGGCUCUGGGAAAGAAAGAUCCAAAAUGUCCAUCCUAAAGGUACUUGUCCACAAUUACAUGGCAUCGCAAAGUGUGAAAAGCAACUCGGAUAAAUCCUCUGUUCGUGAAGGUUUUGGUGAAAAACAGACGACGCAUGGAAAUGAAAAUUCCAUCCAAGAAUCUUACUUUACUUUUGAACCAAGAAGAAAUGCCAGUGAUGGAGAAGACGACUUUUAUGAUCCGACUCUUCCCGGGAUCAUUGUUGAUCGUGUGGGUCAUCCAGGAUCUUCUCUCAUGAUGCAUCCCUCCCUCUCCAUCCCUCCUCGCCUCCUCUACCAGGACUCCAUGGCUCUUCCUCCCUCUAGAGGAAGUUACCUGGAUCAAGCAAGCGGGAACAAUGGGAGGCAUGUUCAGUUUACCCCAGCUAGGUUGUCUACUGCACCAAAUUCAAACCAUGGUAACUUAGAUUCACUCAAUGAUGUUAUGAAGAUAAGUCAGAAGAAGCUGCAAGUUCGAAGUGAUAAGGUGUCUAUAAACGAGGAUCUUGCUCCCGGCAUCCUCCCGGACUCUCGUUUCCCAGCCCGCCCCUCCUCCAGCCACUACAUCAAUGGGGUAGGCAGCAACAUCUUCUCACCUGUAAGCCACCAUUUAUCAGCUAUAGGUAGUGGGACGAGCCCCCUAUCCACCCCCAACCGACCCUACACCUCUCGGGAGCUCUUUGGUGGGGUAACAGGGGGAACCACCUCCACAAGACAGCCGAGUGCAACAGCUAGAAAGGGCAGAGUAAAUCGGCCGGCAAGGUUGCUGCCUCUUGACAGAGCGAAAACACCUAAUGUUGAAUUCAAUGGAAUUGUGAAAGCGACAAAGUUGACGCGACCUGGAAACCUCGAACCCACGUCCCAAUCCUUCAGUGGUUUCCGGGUGAACUCACCCCCAAGUAACUUUCAACCCCCACCGACCGCCCCGAACCCAAGUACUGGGGGGAAUUCCCACUGGGUAAACCCCCGCUUACCCCCGAUACAUAGUUUGGAGGCGCUACAGGAAAAUUCACUUGUGGAAUUUAAGAAACUGAGAGGAAAGUCUGCUCAUCACAGAAUAUCAAGCGCACUCGCUGAAGAAAAGCCUGUGCAUAAAAGUUUUGAUAUGUUUUCUCGACCAAACACUACACAUACAUUUAGGACGGACAAUUUAAUUCAGAAACGUGCGACGUCCAUUACCCCCUCAAAUCUUGCUUUUGGGGCCCAGGGAAACUCCCUUGGAAUUACGGGGCUCAAGACCUCGAGUCCAUCUGGGUUCGUGUCGGGGCCAGGAAACCCUCAUCUCCAACUCUCGUCCACAAGCCCCGAUAAUGGGUCUGGUCUCGCAGGGAUUACUGGUAUUGGUAUCAAUGUAUUCAGUGGAGGACAUUCUCCUGAUGAUAAGGAUGAUGAGACAUGGGGUCAGCCACUAAACCAGUCAAACGUGAGAAGAAAAAGGACAGUUAUGGGGUUUAUAUGAAUUUAAUCGAAGAUAGAGGAAUAUUUGCACCCCAAUGUGGUGUUAAACAGCUUUGUGCGAUUUUUUAUUAACUUUUGAAUUUUAGGAUAAUAAGGGACCAGAUAAACCGCAUUUUUAUUAAAAAAUUAACAUUUUUCCAGUUAACCGUUUUGUCAUAGGGUAAAAUGCGUAAUUUUUUAACUUGUAUAUAAGCUCUGGUUACACUUUUUUUCUCUGUGCAAUACAAAAUUACACUGUACAUACCAAUGCUAGCAUUAGCCGUUGCUAAUAUAACAGAACAAAAACAAAAAGCAACUGACUAUAGCUAUAUAGAUAUAUUGUGGUUAUUUUGAAGCCACUAUGUAGCAAUCAAGUGACAUAAAUUUGUAAAUUUUUUAUUUUUUUAACCUGUUUAUUUGCACAAGCUACGUCAUUGUACUUUUUAAAGUCCUAUUUGUGGUCUGUUAAUAAAUGACUAUAGUUCUC
This is a messenger RNA of Ciona intestinalis (vase tunicate), 3033 nucleotides long. Lineage: Eukaryota; Metazoa; Chordata; Ascidiacea; Phlebobranchia; Cionidae. The record is from RefSeq and is a predicted model, not a curated record.